CGACACGUGUCCGGUGACGUGGAUGUUGCCUUGGCGCUCCCUUCUCGUUCUUCUUCUUCUUCAACCCUUCCCCUCUCUCUUUCUCUCUCCUCAAUUUCUCUCUGCAAAAACGAAACCGAACUUUUUUAUUUUCCUUCUGUUUAUAGAGAGAGAAAAAUGCAGGAGUUCUGAACUUACUACUCAGGUUUCUAUCAAGUAAUUUAAGUUUUACUUUUAGCGAACAUUUGAAGAUAGUUGAAGCAUUGAAGUUUCCCUCGCUUAUCUAAUUUCGUAUUUUCUGAAAGCCGAAGAGAAGCAGAUUUGGGAUUGGAUAAUUGAAGUUGACUAAGUUUACUCAACAAAGAAAAGUGAUAAUUGUGCUUACUGUCCAUAUUAUUUGAGGAUUUCCUCCUAUUGCUUUACCAUGGGAAACAACGAAGAGGGAAAGUCCUCUAAGCCUGAUAAAUCAGCUUCACCUGCACCAAUGGAUCAGACCAAUAUUCAUGUAUAUCCUGAUUGGGCGGCCAUGCAGGCAUAUUAUGGCCCUCGAGUUGCUCUUCCACCAUAUUACAACUCGGCAAUGGCAUCUGGUCACGCUCCCCAUCCAUACAUGUGGGGCCCACCGCAGCCUAUGAUGCCACCUUAUGGGACUCCUUAUGCGGCAGUCUACUCACAUGGAGGAGUUUAUGCGCAUCCAGCAGUUCCAAUUGGAUCACAUCCUUCUGCUCCUGGUGUUCAAUCAUCACCGGCUGUGGGGACACCUCUGAAUGUAGAAAUGCCUACAAAAUCUACAGGAAAUACAGACCGCGGUUUGAUGAAGAAGUUAAAAGGGUUUGAUGGGCUUGCAAUGUCAAUAGGCAAUGGCAACGGUAGUGGUAAUGCCGAGAGUGCUGAGGGUGGGGACCGGAGGCUUUCUCUGAGUGCGGAGACCGAGGGUUCCAGUGAUGGAAGUGAUGGGAAUACAUCCGGGGGAAGGAAAAGGAGUCGUGAGGGAACACCAACUAUUGCUGGAGAGAUGAGAAGUGAGACACCAGCCAGUUCUGCUCCUAGUGGAGAGGUGAAUGCAUAUUCUGAUAAGGUAUCAGGUGCUGCUGUGACUCCAGCUGGUUUUUCAGAAAAAUCAGUGGGAGCAGUAAAUUCGCCUCGCAUGAGUACAGCAUUGGAGCUUAGGAACCCUCCUGUUAAUGGUGCUAAGACAAAUGCUACUAACAUUCCACAACCUUAUGCAGUGCUGCCCUCUGAAGCCUGGAUACAGAAUGAUCGGGAGCUGAAACGGGAAAGGAGGAAACAAUCGAAUCGAGAAUCUGCUAGAAGGUCAAGAUUGAGGAAGCAGGCCGAGACUGAAGAACUUGCUCAUAAAGUCGAAUCCUUGACCUCUGAGAAUUUGGCAUUGAAAUCAGAAAUAAAUCAAUUGACUGAGAAAUCAGAGAAACUAAAGCAUGAAAAUGCAGCAUUACUGGAGAAGCUAAAAAAUUCAAAGCUAGGACAGGCACAGGAGACUAUUUUGAACAGAAGCAGCGAGCAGAGGGCCUCAGCUGUUAGUACGGAGAACCUGCUGUCAAGAGUUAAUACUUCUGCAUCUGUUGAUAGAAACGCUGGAGAAGAGAGCGAGCUGUAUGAGAGAAACUCGAACUCGGGGGCUAAACUGCAUCAGCUUCUGGGUGCAAGUCCUAGGGCAGAUGCUGUGGCAGCUGGCUAAUUUAGUUUAUCCGGAAGUUUCUUAUCAUAUUUAAAUUUAGAAGCAGCCUUUAUGUAGUUUUGGCAUAUUACAAGCCCAAAAUUACUUCUAACAGCUAGUAGGGGUGGAAUGGUUUGAAUAGGAUUGGCAACUCAUCUGAGACUCUCAAUCUUGUAAGUUAGCUUUUCUCAUGGCUGGACUGAUUUUGUUUUGUUUUUUUUUUUUUAAAAAAAAAAAA
Jatropha curcas is the source of this 1895-nucleotide messenger RNA. RefSeq names its product common plant regulatory factor 1. NCBI's taxonomy places the organism in Eukaryota, Viridiplantae, Streptophyta, Magnoliopsida, Malpighiales, Euphorbiaceae. Gene Ontology annotation, biological process: regulation of DNA-templated transcription. The record is from RefSeq and is a predicted model, not a curated record. Gene Ontology annotation, molecular function: sequence-specific DNA binding; DNA-binding transcription factor activity. Gene Ontology annotation, cellular component: nucleus.